CAAAAUACAAAGCGGACAUUCUAUGACCGGUGAUAAAAUACAAAAUAACGUUUAAAGUUUUGUUAUUCCGUGUAGUCAGUAAACAUAUAUGUUAUAAAGAACUCUCAAAAAUGCGAGUAUUAUUAACUGUACUAACUUUGAUAUCAAGUUUGAGUGGAAGUUUUGCAAUUUGGUGUUAUCAAUGCACUACAGCUACACCAGGUUGUACAGAACCAUUUGAUUGGCGUGGAGUUGGUUAUUUGGGCAAUCCUUGCCCCGACGCUGAAGAUGUUUGUGUGAAACUUAUUGAAAGAAAAGGAGCUAAGGAAAUAAUUACCAGGGAUUGCUUGAGUAAUUUCAAAGGGUUUAGAACUGACAUACCGGCUGACACAUAUGAGGGUUGCCGACAAGCAGCAAAAGAUGUAAAUUUAGCAAACUUUGUCAACAAUACUGUAAAGGAAUUGGACAUUAAAAGAGAUUGGUAUGAUGAGACAAUAUGGUGUUUCUGUUUCCUUGAUCACCGUUGUAACGAUGCAACGGUUAAAUCACAUUCAAUGGCACUGUUAGCCUUGACAAGUGUAUUUGUGUUGUUAAAAAGAGCACUGUUUUGAUAUUCAUUCAUGCUGUUCAAAGCUAACUACUCAUAGUUGCUAGACUGGAACGAUAAUGGAAUACUGUGUAAGAUCCGAUUUUAUGUUAUUGAAUACUUUUAAUCAUGGAUAUUGUAAAAUAUUUGAUUACAAUUGAGUACCCAUAAAUCUUUUAUAUGAAUAAUAUAGUAUCCAUGUCGCAUAAGAAUACAGAUUUUUGUAUAAUUUGUUAGAAUUUUUUGUAAAAAUGACAUAAUAACUUUAUGAUAUUGUGGAAGAGAUUUUAAGAGGUUAAUGUGAUUUUAAGAACUACUAAGUAUUAAGUAGUCUGCUUUGUAAAAUGAAUGAAUACAUAUCACUGACAUUCUAGCAACAACUAUAGUAAUUAAGUUCUAAGUGUGAGUGAUAAAAUGUAAUAUUCCGUCCAUUAUAAUAAUUUAGUAAAUAACAAUGUUUAUUUAUAUGUGUAUAGAAAUGGUAUGAGUUGACACAGGCUGAUAUUUAAUCGGAUCUGCCUUUUUAAAGAGCAUUGAUUUGUAUUACAUAAUAAUUAUAUAUUUCAGUAAUGAUGAGAAUACUCUGUGUGAUUCAUUAUUUUGUUUAAAUGAAAUUAAUAUUAUACCUACUCUACCCUCCAUAACAGAUAUUAUGAACUAAAUGACUGAAAUUUAAAUAUAAUAAACAAUUAUUUUAAUUAUC
Vanessa tameamea is the source of this 1268-nucleotide messenger RNA. RefSeq lists its product as uncharacterized. Gene Ontology annotation, biological process: regulation of synaptic transmission, cholinergic; sleep; positive regulation of voltage-gated potassium channel activity. The record is from RefSeq and is a predicted model, not a curated record. NCBI's taxonomy places the organism in Eukaryota, Metazoa, Arthropoda, Insecta, Lepidoptera, Nymphalidae. The transcript is spliced from 5 exons. The coding region runs from base 111 to 590 and encodes 159 amino acids.